GGAGCUUGAGUUCUACAUCAGUGAGAAACCUGCGGGUGCGCAAAGAGGUCGUGGUCGCCGCCGUCUCCUCCAAUACCGGCACAAAUGUUUCUUACAACGAGAUAACUAGUCGUUAGAGAGCAGCCAUGGAGGAGCUACUGUCACUAAAGUGGAACAACCAUCGUACCACUUUCAUCCACAUUUUGGGUGUUCUCAGGGAUAAGCAAGCGUAUACGGAUGUCACGCUGGCAUGUGAUGGCAAGUUCUACAGUGUGCACAAGUUGGUGCUUUCAACGUGUAGUGAUUAUUUCUGUGCCAUGUUUGACAAGACAGCUUGUAAGAGCCCAGUUAUAGUGCUAAAAGACAUUAAAUGUGAGGAUCUAGAAGCCUUGCUUGACUAUAUGUACCUUGGUGAAGUGAAUGUGCGACAAUGUGACUUAGCCUCUUUAAUAAAGGCGGCGGAAAACUUGAGAAUUAAGGGCCUUGCUGUACCUGACGAUGAACCUCCUAAUAAAGGCACGGUGGCUGCACCUACUUCACGAAGUGAACCAGUUAGAAGAGAUGGAGGAAGUGGUAGCCCUCCAACAAAAAGAAAACGAAGGGAUGAAGGCGAAGACGGUCGGGAAGACGUUAGACCGCCUCCACCGUCGCAGGGUAGUUUACACACACCUCCACCUCCAUCUAGACCAAAGAGCCCUGUUAGUCAGCGGCUAAGCCCCUCCCCCCAUAGAACAUCUCAGGAGUCCCCCAUUUUGGAAGAUCGUACCAGCCGUCCCCUCUCCUCACCAGUGGAACAACCCCCUCCAGCACCUCGGGCAUCAUCACAACCCCCUGCUCAGUCGUCGUCUUCUCAACCACCAGUCAAUCAGUACACGCCGGAUGAGACUCCAUCUUUUGUAAAGGUGGAGAUGGAGGAAGAACAGCCUGAUGAUAUGCACGGAGACUCUUACGACUUAAGUACGGACGGUUAUAAGGAAGAAGGGGACGAAUCUGGAAGUGGAAUGAAUAGUGAUUUACCUGAGUUCCUACAAGCUGCUGCCUCUGGAGCCUUAGCCAGUAGUACUGCGUCUUAUCCUCACCACUCCUUUGCUGGACCCUCUGGCUAUCAGCCGGGUGACCUGGCUGGCUGGCAGGGUGACGGAGCAUCUUUAGGGUUUCCCGCGCAUCUAAACUUCACCUCAGACAGUUCUAGUCAACAGAAUGCACCCGGGGUUGACAUAGCCCGACAAGACUUGGCGUACACAACCCCUCAGGCAGUGGAUAGACGGCGACACGAACCUGGCGGCCACGCUCCAGAGGGAGGCAUUGCAGGUGGCCUUGGAAUAGGAUUGGGAGGAGAAAAAAUCUCCCUAUCCUUUUCAAGGUCAUGUAGUGUCUGUGGCCAUUCAUUUAGUGGCAUAACUUGGAAACAGAAGCUUGAACGACACUUGUUGGUUCAUACAGGGGAGAAACCCUUUCACUGUCCUUAUUGCCCACAUCGUACCAAUCGCAAGGAUGCUCUCAAGGCUCAUGUUGCAGCCUUACACAAGAUUCACCUUAUUACGUAGCUGCUGAGGCUAAGGAAAAUGUCCAUGAACAAUUGUUAUGAAUGGUGAAUUCAUAUUAUAGUACAGUACUUGUGAAGUGUCAGCUACAGUAUACAGUAUCUUGGUGAAGAAGAGGUGAAAGAAUUACCUUUCCAGAGUUCAUUUACAUUAAAAAGAAAUUUAAGUUUUUCUUUUAACAUAUCAGUUGCUGUUUUAUCAUGGAAGUUAUCUGCCUGAGGAUAAUGUUACCUUAUGGCUCAUUACAGUUGAUUUAUAUUUUAUUCAAUAAUUAUUAAUUCUGCUACAGAUCUUUUUCCACUUAUUAUAAAUUAUUAUAAUUUGACAAAUCUUGUUUAUUUUAAUUUUUUUAAUUUUUUGCAUGUGCAAAUAUUGUCAACACAGUGAUGAAGCUCUGCCUGUGGUCAUACACUGUGGUUAUGUAAAAGUUUUUAUUUUACCUUAAAAGACUCAACUUUACUCAGUUAAGAAGGUUAAUAAUUUUCUUAAAAUUUUCACUGAAUUUUUUGUGAGUUUGGUAGUUAAGAAUGUUCUGCGUUUAUUUUACGGUAUAGCAGUAAUUUCUACUUUCCCUAUUACUGUAUUGUAUUGAAGAAGAAGACUUGAAAUUCAGCAUAGUUGAAGUAUGAGCAGCAGAAAUUGACAGGGAUAGAAUGAUAAUUGGUGGAGUACAGCACAGUAGAAGUGUACUGCCACAGUUUUUGAGACAGUGUUGAUAAGAAUGAGAGGAAGUUGUGUGGAGAGAAGAUGGUUACUUGAAGAGAACAGUGCAAUCAGCUAGUUACCUCUGCUAUAACACUGUACUGUAUAUUAUGAAUGACAUAGUUCUCUUGUGUGUUUGGUUCUUGAUAGGACGAGGCGGCGGUCAGUUGAUGAGGAAGAAUCAUCCAUAAACAGAAAAACUGGUGAUGGUGUUAAUUUAUUCUUUAUUUUGAUGUCAGUUAAACAAGAAUAUUAUUGAAGAAACUUUAUGUAUUUCAGUAUUAGUUAAAUGAUAUCUUAGUUUGUGUUUGAGAGGUGAGGAUACUUAUUUUUGGAAGGCACUCCAGCCCCCCAGUACUGGUUAUUAAUUUAAGAGGAUUAUAUUUGAAGUUUAUUGAGUGAAACAUGACUAAGAUGAUGGAUGUGAGGCUAAUCUAUACUGUAAUGGUGUGUGCUGGUGAGAAGAGGGUUAAGUUUAGACAAAGUCAGUUGAGAGAUAUAUUAUUUGUUUCAUAGACAGGGAGAUGUAUUUGUGUAAGUGGUGUGGGAUCAGUGUUAUGACACUACAUGUAUGAGCUGGGCAGUUGGCAGUCUUAAAGUUCUGUAGUGACUUGGACCCCAGGGCAAAAUAUUUUUGUGCAUACAUCUGAAGUCUCAAACAUCCCAGAUUCCAGCUUAGGGCAUGGUCUCAUGUUUCGCCUUUAAAUGUGGUUAAUAUUAUAACACGACUGUGAUAGUGAAAACAAUACAGUAAAAAAAAAUGGGGUUUACCAUUGUUCGGCUUCUAGUCAGGUGGUCAGCGUGAAGAUGCUGCAGAUUGAAUUUUUUUUUAAACAGUUAACUCUAAUGGUGAUCUACAGCUGACACCCAUGGUGACCAAACACUGCAGCACAUGAUCUUUGUCUUCUAGGAAACAGUAUCAACAGGUUGACCUCACUUCCUGGCACAGUUCUAUAUAAUGAACCUGACAUGACCUACCUCACAGUGUGUUUCCUAAGAAAUAGUGCCACUAACUGCUGUAUUGUCAGAUAAGUUGGGGGGCUGUUACUUGACAGGUGACAUUUGAAUUUUAAAAUAAUAACUUUAAUCAUAGGACCUUGUGGCCCACAGCUGAAGGUUACACUGACUUUGGAUCAUCCCUUGUUAAAUAUUCCUUCAUCCCAUCUGGGGUGCUGGACUUUAUUAAUGUACAGUACAUCUCCAAUGAAAACUGUGCAUCAAGGACCGAGAGACUCGGUUUCCCAAUUUUUUUUUUUUUUUAUGGAGGUUAGUGGCUGAAGAGGAAUUGCUUAUCCACAAAACGUUG
Homarus americanus (American lobster) is the source of this 3531-nucleotide messenger RNA. Its product is annotated as longitudinals lacking protein, isoforms A/B/D/L-like. Gene Ontology annotation, cellular component: nucleus. The coding region runs from base 126 to 1526 and encodes 466 amino acids. The record is from RefSeq and is a predicted model, not a curated record. Lineage: Eukaryota; Metazoa; Arthropoda; Malacostraca; Decapoda; Nephropidae. The transcript is spliced from 5 exons. Gene Ontology annotation, molecular function: protein binding. Gene Ontology annotation, biological process: regulation of transcription by RNA polymerase II.